AUGGCUAUGUACGCAUCUGCUCCUCCACCAUUCCCCCAGCCUAGCUACCCAGAUGCCAAUGUCUGGGAGCCCGAGCGUGAGGUCGAGUCUGGAUAUGUCAAUGUGGAUCCUCAGUACGUUCCAAGGAACGGCUAUCGCACUGGUACUGGUGCAGCGUUUGGGUCGGACCCCGCCGACCAUGGCACUGAGGCAUCUGCUCCAUCCACAACCUCAAAAGCGAAAACUUCUGCACAAUCGCCCAUGCCAGAGGAAAGCGAAGUUGUAAUCGCCGUCAUGGGUGCGACAGGAAGCGGAAAGACGACUUUCAUCAACACAGCAAGCGGGUCGACUCUCAGGAUUGGAAAAGGAUUGCGCUCCUGCACCAACGUCGUUCAGAUCGCCGAGUCGUUCUACUUGGAUGGACGAAAGGUGGUCUUGAUCGACACUCCUGGGUUCGACGACACGACCAAGAGCGACACCGAUAUCCUUCGAAUGAUAGCGGCGUUCCUUACAACUACAUACGAGCAAGGCAUCAAACUCGCUGGUGUCCUCUACAUUCACCGCAUCUCCGACUUUCGUAUGGGUGGUAUUUCGACGCGCAACUUCAAGAUGUUCAGACAAUUGUGCGGAGAGAGUACCCUCAAGAACGUCGUGAUCUUGACCAACAUGUGGGGUCAGGUCAACCCAGAAGUUGGAGAAGCGCGCGAGAGGGAGCUAGCUACCGACCCGCUGUUCUUCAAGCCUGUUCUUGACAAGGGAGCGCAGAUGCUCAGGCACGACAAUACCCCCGAAUCUGCGCAGAGGGUGCUGAGGUAUAUCAUCGGCAACCAUCCCUUGACGUUGCAGAUCCAGAGAGAGCUCGUGGAUGAAGGGAAGGACAUCCUGCAAACUGCUGCAGGAGAGGAACUGAACAGGGAGUUGUUGGCCCAGUUGAAGAAGCAUGAAGCAGAUAUGGCCGACCUUCAGCGUGAGAUGCAAGGUCUGUCACUUCAGUUAUUUUCCAUCGAGAGCGACAUCCAGGCUAACCGUAACACAGAGGCGAUGAGGGAGAAGGACGAGGAAACACGCAGAGAGAUUGAAGCUGAGCAAAUGAAGCUCAGAGCCGAGAUGAAUCGCGUCCGGAACGAUGCCGAGAAGCUCGCCUCGAACUAUCAAGAAGAAAAGGAGAGGUUGGAAGAACAGAUGAGAGAGAUGAUGAGAGAAUCCCAGCGAGCUCAGGAAGAGACAGCCGCCAGGUACCAGGAGCAGAUCGACGCACUGGAGGCCAGGUUGCGAGACAGUGCAGCUGCUUCAUUGGCAGAGAGACAGGCUAUCCAAAAGGAGCUUGACGAGCUUCGAAGGAGGCCACCUCCGUCUCGUGGCGGCUUCUUUGGCAUGAUUGGGGCCGCCCUUGACCGAAUUUUUGGCAUACAUCGUUGA
This is a messenger RNA of Coprinopsis cinerea okayama7#130, 1398 nucleotides long. RefSeq lists its product as hypothetical. Bases 1 to 1398 code for a protein of 465 amino acids. NCBI's taxonomy places the organism in Eukaryota, Fungi, Basidiomycota, Agaricomycetes, Agaricales, Psathyrellaceae. The transcript is spliced from 5 exons. The record is from RefSeq and is a predicted model, not a curated record. Gene Ontology annotation, molecular function: GTP binding.